GGCCCCACAGCCUUGUCCGAUCUGACCAUCUAGGACGCGUCUUACCACCGCCAAUCCACCUGGUAACAUGAGCUGUAUAAGAACCGCAAUGCAAACAUGGCUCGCUCCCUUUAGCUGCAGCACUUCCUUGCGCCAAUAACUUCUCUUGCUUCUCUUACCACUUUUGUUAUUCCCUCUUCAUGUCGUCCAAAUCCAAGGCUACGCCGCGUCAAGAGCUCUUUCUAACUACUACGAGUUUGCACAACGUUGUCAUCUCGAAUACCUCGGAUGUCAUCUAUUACGAGGUCCUGACGCCAAAGUGGGAACGACACCUCACGAAGAUUAGUCGACUGGAUCCGAAUACGAAACAGUUCGACCUCAUUUGCGAGCUGGUGAACGAGAACGACAAACCAGUAUCCAUGAAGAUGUAUGGAGGAGUCAUAGUUCCGACUCAGGAUUUCUUGCAGAAUGGUGAUGCAAGUAGUCGGGUAGCCAAAUUUAAAGGGAAGGACGGCAAAACGUACACCUGGCGAAUCGAUCACGAAGGUUUGGAGCUGUUCAGAGAAGAUCAGCCCGUAGCCUGGUAUCACCGAGAGAAGCGAUAUCUCGGUGUGCUUCGCAUGUCUAAACUCCCCUGCUUGGAAGUCGACAAUAUGGCAAUGGACACACUUGAUUCUCUCAUAGGUACGUCGCAUGCGUCAAACCUAUUCCAUCAUUGUGCCUGCUUCUCUCGUCGUCAACGCAAAGCGAAACUCUACUUUAACCUCGUUAUAUUUAUUCUUACAUGCCUUGCUUAUAUUCUCGUCUCUUACUUCUCACAGUGUCAUUUUUGCUCGUCGAACGCAGGAGGAGGGAUGGGAAGAUAUGAGAAGGUGUGGCACGGUGCAGCGGACUAUGGCGCUAUUUGCGUGGCAUUGUGAGAAUGGGAACAUUAGAUUGAAGCUUUGAGUAGAUGUGAGACCGUUGAAUCUACGCGCUUUCUCGCCAUGUCCAGCCUCACUCCGAGGACUUGAAGAUACCCACAAUCAUAUAGACUAGUCUUUUUAUCUUUUACACAGGUUCGGAUAUAGGUCGAUACCAUACUC
Somion occarium is the source of this 1064-nucleotide messenger RNA. NCBI's taxonomy places the organism in Eukaryota, Fungi, Basidiomycota, Agaricomycetes, Polyporales, Cerrenaceae. The record is from the annotation of a GenBank genome assembly.